AUGGAAAAACUCGGUUUUAGCAAUACUUGGUGUAAUCUUGUGCAUCAAUGUAUUAGUACUGUCUCUGCAGCUGUUUUGUUAAAUGGUAUGCCCUGUGAGCAAUUUGUCGCCACGAGAGGGCUAAGACAGGGGGAUCCUCUAUCCGCCUAUCUAUUUAUCCUGUGCAUGGAAUUGCUCUCGAGAGUCAUUUCUAAUGCUGAAGAUAACAUCCUUUUACAUGGAAUAAAGGUGGGGUGCAAUGCCCCACCAAUAUCCCAUCUGUUAUUUGCUGAUGACCUGUUAGUGUUUAGCAAUGCUAAGUUUGUUGAGGCUGAAAAUAUUUUGAAUGUUUUAAAUGAAUUUAGCAAAUCCUCCGAACAACUUAUAAAUUUGGAAAAAUCAGGCAUUUUCUUUAGCCCGAACACCCAUAAGAACACAAUAGAUAAUGUCACUAGAAUCCUAGGGGUAAAUAGGAUUUCUUUCAAUGAUAAGUAUCUAGGGUCUCCCUUGUUUACUCAUGUCUCUAAAGUUAAAUCCUUUCAAAAAAUUAUUGAAAGGGUGGAAGCUAAGCUUAGGAUUGGAAAUGCAAAACAGUCUCUACUGCUGAUAGAUCAGUUGCAGAGAGAUUUCUUUUGGGGGAAAGAUGAAAAUGGAAAAAAAAGGUGUUUAUCCCAAGGCGUGGAUUGCUGGUGUGUGCAAGCCCAUAUGGGAGGAAUGGGUUUUGUGAAUAAUCGUUUGUUUAAUGCUGCUAUGCUUGCAAAGGUGAACUGGAGGUUGCUCAAGGAUCCUGACUCUCUAUGGGCGCAAAUUUAUAAGCAUAAGUAUUACCCGGAAACAAAUAUCCUAGACAAGUCAAAUGUUUGCUCACCAAAAGCUUCGUGGGUCUGGAAAAACCUCAAUAGAGAAGUGGAAAGAAUAGCUGAAAAUGUGGAAUGGGUAGUUGGUAAUGGGGUUACAAUUAAAUGGACUUGGAAUAUCAACAAGCUACAUCAAUACCUAGAGGACAGAAUUGUGAGUAUUGUCAUGAAGAUUGAGAUCAAAGAGGAUAUGGAGGAUGAAGUAGUAUGGAAGCUGGAAAAGAACGGGAAGUUCACAACAAAGUCACUAUAUGGGAAGAUGGUUAGGAAAGGCCACACAGAAAACAGGGGCUGA
Papaver somniferum (opium poppy) is the source of this 1131-nucleotide messenger RNA. RefSeq lists its product as uncharacterized. The coding region runs from base 1 to 1131 and encodes 376 amino acids. The transcript is spliced from 4 exons. NCBI's taxonomy places the organism in Eukaryota, Viridiplantae, Streptophyta, Magnoliopsida, Ranunculales, Papaveraceae. The record is from RefSeq and is a predicted model, not a curated record.